CAUCUUCUGAAAUUCUAGACCUCAUCUUCCGUGGACCACCGUCUCCUGCUGCUCUGUUCUUCUAGUUAGUGUGAACCAGGCCUCAUCAACAGACCUCCACUCUCUUUCCAGGGACACUGCAGCCAAAGCCCUGGGUCCAAACCACAGCUAGUGGAUGAAAGUGAAGCUCAACAUAAAGCAAACACGAACACCUGUCCCUACAAAAUCACAGCUAUUAUUCUUCUGUUUCUGGUGUUUUUCCUUCCAAAAAACAACCAAAAAACAGGACUAAUAUCAGAGACCUUGAGGAACAUCUGGAUCUUCCAUGAGAAUGAAUUACCUCCCACUAAAACAGUGAUGGUCACCGGGGCCACGUGCGUAACCUUACGUGGUGACGUUUCACACAGUGUCAGGACAGUGUCGUCUGCACGCUGAGACACAGGCCUGACCGUGACUGGAGGUGUGUUCUUGGAAAUGUAGGUGAGACACAUGAGGUGAGUAAGAACUUUACUGCGUGUGUGUGUGUGUGUGUGUGUGUGUACGCGCCAGUGCGCGCGCGCUGAUGUAAACAGAAGAAAGGCGCAGGAGGAGCGCAGCGGAGCAACAGCAGAGACGCCCUCACUCUCACUCACGUUCUACAUAUAUAAAAAACACCGGGGUGACAGUGUGUUUCAGUGUCAGUCAGGAUCCUUCACACAACAUCCAGGACUCAGCAGCAGCAGCAGCAGCAGGAGGAGAGCGAGGAGGAGCAGCAGGAGGAGAAGCGCACCCUCAGCCAUGGAUCAUAUCCCGCCGCGGACAGCGGUGCGCUUCACUCGGCCAGAGGGAAACUCGACUUGUGAGAGAUUUUCUCCUGAGUUUGUGGACCGUGACUGCUGAGAGGGACUCUGGAUACUGAUCUGGAAUUUGUGGAGAGGAGAGAGGAGCCGAAUUUUUGGAUAUUGACUUUGAACCGAGGAGGACAACAAAGCUGUGUGCAUGUGCCUCCCUUAACUAUGGACCCCAUGACCUUCAGAGUUCAGCGAUGUUAACUCUGAGCCACUACAACUCCUCAGCCUCCCCGCUCCUCCCUCAUUACCUCCUUAACUCUAAUGACAGUGAAGGGAAGGUGGAGGCCAGGGUGGCUGUGGAAGGGCUGUCGCAGCAGGGGAACUUCACCUAUGAGGGGCCGUCCGCCGGCGCCAUCAUCGUCGUCAUUCUACCAAUGACUCUGGGCAUCGUCUCCAACAUCGUGGCCCUGUUUAUCCUGGCCAACGCCUACUGCCUCCAGCGGCGGCGUUCUAAGGCCACAUUCCUCCUGUUUGCUACUUCGCUCGUGGUCACAGACUUUAUUGGACACGUGAUCCCCGGAGCCCUGGUUCUGAGACUCUACCUCCAUGGAGGCGUGCGACCUGAGGACUUCAACACUCCCGACGGCAUGUGUCAGUUUCUGGGAGGCAGCAUGGUCUUCUUCGGCCUGUGUCCGCGCUUCCUGUGCUGCGCCAUGGCGGCCGAGCGCUGCCUGGGCGUCACCAGGCCUCUGCUGCACUCAUCCCUGGUCACCAAAACCCGCACCAAGAUCUGCCUGUCCGUCAUCUGGCUGGCGGCGCUGUGCGUGGCCAUGCUGCCCUGCUUUCAUCUGGGCUCUUACGCCUACCAGGACCCGGGCACUUGGUGUUUCAUCAAAGUGCUGAGUGACACUGAGGAGGUGGACGUGGCCUUCGUGGUGAUGUUCUCUGGCCUGGGUCUGACCUCACUGGCUGUGGCUUUAGUCUGCAACACCAUCAGUGGUCUGACACUGGUGCUCGCUCGGCUCAGGAGGAAACCCGGCUCCCAUCGCUCUGCUAAGUCCCACGACAUAGAGAUGGUGGUGCAGCUGGUGGGCAUCAUGGUCACCUCCUGCAUCUGCUGGAGCCCUCUGCUGAUCUUUGGCCUGAUGUCCGUGUUCCGCUCAUACAUGGGAUCCAUUGGUGACGACCUGUCCAACUAUAAAACCCUAAUGGUGAUGGGAGUGAGGCUGGCCACUUGGAACCAGAUCCUGGACCCCUGGGUCUACAUACUGCUGCGCCGCACCGUCCUACGCAAAAUCUACCUCAUUGUGAAGUGCCAAGUGGGCAUGAGGACUGGGGUGCUGGGACGCUGGGAGCCCUCGUCCUUCCCCAGCUCGGACAAGAAGGACGUCAACCACAUGUGACUGUGGGGGACCACAGAGGCCAGUCCACAGCCGUGAUGAUUGGGCACUCCAGUAUUUAACUGACAUUGGGCCACAUGGAGGAGGAGUGGCUAAAGAAGGUCACCAGUGUGACCCCUAGUGGUAACUGAUGUUUUUUUUAUUUCUGUGUGAUGUUUAUAUGUUCUCUCCAGUUUCCAGCGAAGGUUCUCCAAGAACGUGCAAGAUUAGGUUUACUGUUCACUCUGAAUGAACAACAGGUGUGAAUAUGAGUGUGAAUGUUUGUUUGGUUUUGUGCUGUACGGGACCCUUUCAUGGACAGGGGAACUGACCGGAUGUAGCCCCGCCAUCACCUGAUGACUGCUGGGAUUGGCUCCACCUCCACAGUGACUUUAAAAAAGCAGGGAAAAAAGUCAAACAAAUGACUGAAAGAUGCCGUUUUCCAUUAACAUGUUCCAUUCGCAGUCCAUCCGUGUUUACCUGACAAGUGGAAGCUAGCUAAUACUGUGAUUUUGCACAUUGCUGUGUUUACUUAAAAUGAGCAGGUGUUUCAUUUUGUUAUAAUGGUCUCGGCAGAAAACUCAUCAGUCAAGGAUGUGUGUGUAUGUGUCUGUGUGUGUGUGUCCAUGUCGUUUCCACCAGCUUCAAACAUGUCAACCAUUGCACAGUGAUUUGCUCUUCACAUUAGCCAAAUGUGGGUGGUGUCCACUAGAGAGAGCCCCAGAGUAUCAUAGCAGAGCAUUUGUACGUUUGAAUCUUCUGCUGAAUGUAUUUCAUACGGGAUCUUUAUAUCCAGAAACUGUGGGGUUUGAACAUCUUCAAUGUGUGUUUAUACACUUUUAUAAUUUUAUAAGUUGAUACUUGAACUGCAUCCUCAAUUUACUGAGGGCAUUGAUUGUAAAUUGGUUUGAAUGUAAAUAAAAACAACACAAUGUGAUGUGUACGUCAUGAAAUCUACAUUAUGUCUGUUUUUUCAUGUAAUCACAAUCCUUCACAUUCUUAUAAUUUUAUUUACAACUAAGACGUCCCUGCAUUGUCAUAUACAGAUGUACAGGGUAAGGAUGAACUUAUUAUUAAAUUAAGAGUGGCUUCUUUUUUUUUCUUUUUUGGCAUUUUAGUAAAGUUUCAGUGUAAUUGUAUCAGCGGUUUUCUGCCCAGGCUUUUCUUGGUUAAAUCUAAGAUAUUUUUGGGCUCAAUUUCAGGUAUUUUUUGGCCAACCUUUUUAGUUUUAGCCAUUAGGCUAGUUAGCCAAUUGGCUAAUUAUAGCUUUUUUGACUUAUAUGUGGUUGUUUCCAUGUCACAUGGCAUCUUUUAAAUAAUUUUUGGAAUUAAUUUAAUAAUACUUGUUUGUAUUACCAGGCUAAUUGUUGAAAAUGAUUCAAUUCUAAUUCCAGCUUGUUUCAAUCUUGCAUUUCAACUUUUUGCCUCAAAACAUUGGCCCUGACUCCUUGCUAAUGUCUGACUUUGUUUCAGUUUUCUUUUGAAGAUUGUUCAUGUGUUUUUCUUUAUUCAUCUCUAAUUAAAACCUCUGAUACGGAUUGAGUAUCUUGUGGAGGAUCUCCUUGCUGGACAUUGUCUUGUGUGGCAGGGACUUACUGCAGCUCUUAUUAAAUCAAUCUGCUCUCUGACUCAGGCAAGUGUCUCAUCAAGCAGUCGGACUGUAAUGAGACUAUCUUCAGAUGAAGUCCAGUUCCCCCCUGACAUACUUUUAUUUCCACCAUCCCGUGUCAUCUGUUUCCAUUCCAGCAUCACGUCUUUCCAGCCACGCUGACGUGCUCCGCAGCUGCAGCGAUUUGUUCUUA
This is a messenger RNA of Cynoglossus semilaevis (tongue sole), 3930 nucleotides long. Its product is annotated as prostaglandin E2 receptor EP1 subtype-like. NCBI's taxonomy places the organism in Eukaryota, Metazoa, Chordata, Actinopteri, Pleuronectiformes, Cynoglossidae. The coding region runs from base 1004 to 2152 and encodes 382 amino acids. Gene Ontology annotation, biological process: inflammatory response; positive regulation of cytosolic calcium ion concentration; adenylate cyclase-activating G protein-coupled receptor signaling pathway. The record is from RefSeq and is a predicted model, not a curated record. The transcript has 5 exons. Gene Ontology annotation, cellular component: plasma membrane. Gene Ontology annotation, molecular function: prostaglandin E receptor activity; thromboxane receptor activity.